Messenger RNA from Anas platyrhynchos (mallard), 5174 nucleotides. It is a transcript of the gene CACNG5, whose product is annotated as calcium voltage-gated channel auxiliary subunit gamma 5. Lineage: Eukaryota; Metazoa; Chordata; Aves; Anseriformes; Anatidae. Gene Ontology annotation, cellular component: AMPA glutamate receptor complex; postsynaptic density membrane. The record is from RefSeq and is a predicted model, not a curated record. Gene Ontology annotation, molecular function: channel regulator activity; voltage-gated calcium channel activity. Gene Ontology annotation, biological process: postsynaptic neurotransmitter receptor diffusion trapping; calcium ion transport; transmission of nerve impulse.
CACUGGUGAAAAAUCUUGCUGGAGUGGUGCUCAGGGCCGCACUGAGGGGGCGUUGUGUGGGCAGAUGGCAAGCACUGACCCAGGAUAACUCGCAGGUGAUCCAUUUUCCCACUCUGUGCAGGGCCAGUGCUCCUGGGAAAAUCCACAUCCACGGGGACCAGUCAGCAAGGAUCAGGGAUGGCAGAGCUGGGAGCACGGCAGGUUGAGGCUUCCCACCUGGUGGCAAUCAGGAAGUUGGGUGGAGAAGGGAGGGAGGUCUCUGAGCAGGUUCAGCUAUUAAAGGCAGAGGGCAAACUCAAAAUCAGCAGCAGAGGCUGGUGCCGUAACGUCAGGCCUAGGUGAGAUGUUCCCACUGGUGUGCCGUGGAUUAGGAGGAGAUGAAGCUUCACCUAGUGGAGAAUUAGAAAAGAGGGAAAAAGGCAAAAAAACAAAAUCACCACCCAUUGCUUACACACAUGCAGAUCAGAAGAGUUUUCCGGUGUUCCUGUUCCCAGGACAAAGUCACUCAGCGGGUGCUGUGUCCCAUGCAAAAGCUUUGCCCUCGGCAUUGCCAAAGUGCCCAACCUGAGCAGUGUCUUUGCUUUUGUUUCUUGCCAUCCUCGGCCCUGCUCUUAUCCCUGGUUCCUGCUGCUGUGGCAGCUCGGCUGUGGUGGCUCUCGGGGGGAUGUUCAGAGCAGCACUGACCUGAUGGUUGGUAGAAAAUGGUCCUCUCUCCCAGCUACGUUGGGACACCCUGGAAGAAGCAAGGCAGCAAACCUGACCUAGGAAACUGGGUGACUUGGAAAGUUGCACUAAGUCGUCCUGAUGCUGGAGCUGCUGCUUGGAAGCAGCUUUCCCUCUGGCAGUAUGGAGACGGUGGGCUACAGGCAGGAAGCAAAUCUGCACAAAACUGCCCUUUUUCCAAGCGAAGUGGGGAUGGCUGAAGAGGAAAGCGACCUCCCUGGGUCACUGCCGUGUGUGCCAACUGUCCUGCAGGAACCUGCAAAACACCCUUCAGACUGAACAGAGUGGAAAACAUCAGAUCAUGCAGAGGUGGAGGAGAGGCGCUGCAGGAACAAGCGGUGAUGUUACGGAGGGAGCGUUUGGACAGGAGCAGGGUGCAGGUGAAGACCACCUCCAUGCACUCAGACCAAGUUUCACCUGCUGGAGGUGCUGGCCACGGAGGGGUGACACCGAGCCUCUCCCCCAGCUGCUCCCACAGAUGUCGUCCCCAGGCUGGGCUGGGCCCCCCCAGCCCCGCUCCUCCAGCCCCACUGCUGCUGCCUGGGCGCAGGCUGCUGUGUCCUGCGUGGUUUUUCCCUAUCCUCUCUGCUGGGUGUUCAGCUACAGCCCGGCACUGGCAAUGAAUUUUUGCUAAAAUCAGAGCAUUGGAAAGCUUGCCACCAACAGAUGUGGUGUAAAUGAUUAUUAUUUUCUUCAUUAUCACAUAACCUCCUUAUUAAACCCAACAAGCCACGCAAGGCAAAGACCUUCCCUGUGUGAAGACGGGACCAAACUUCUGCAGCAGCUCCGUGGCUGAACGUGAGGACUUGUACACCCAGACAACACCCCAGGUGUAUCAGAAACUGGGUCCUGAAUUCCUCAGUAUUUGGUAACCAGGUUUAAUGACAGCUGCUAACGGCCUUUCAGAUGGUCAUCCGAGGUGUGGAUAUUGCAGCCCUUCUCUUUCUUUAUGGGAUGUUUCGGAACUCAGAGGCUUUGUGGCAAAGCUGGGACAGGCAGGUCUCUGCAGCCAGCACACACACAGCCUGCGCAUCGCACCACUGCCUGCAGCCUUCCUCACUCAGAGGUGAAAAUGGUGCUUGGGGGAUUCCUUGCUUUGUCUCACUUAUCGUAUGGAAAAUAUCCACAGGAGCCGUGCAGCCGUGGGCGCUGCGGAGGAGAGCUGCGUGUCGGGGAGCUCCCGCAGCUGCCUGUGCAGGUACCGGGAUCGCCUCUCCCAGCACAGGCACGGGGGAGGCAGAAGAUUUGCUCCUGAUGCUAUUUUUUCCUCCCAGCGCUGCUUAAUUUAGCUCAGGCUGUCACACACUGCCAUUAAGGGGAGAAAAAGGAAACGGGGGUGCUGGCCCCGCUCCGCUCAGCAGCGGCUGGAACCUGGGCUCGUACCUGGGGCUUGUCCUCAGAUGUCCUGCAGCAGUAAAAGCUCGCAGCCCAGGGAAGCUUCCUGCAGUCGUGUUCAUAACUCAUGGUGCCUGCAGGGUAGAGGGAAAACCUUACACUGGUACGUGCUCUCUGUCCAUACCCACCUCAGUUUAAAACAUGUAUAUCUUACAGAAAAGGUGCCCAAGAUCUUUAGCUGCGUGACCUGCCUUGCUGCUGGAAGGACACAGAGACACUGAAAAGCUGUCAUAUGCAAGGAAGAGAUUUCUUCUCUUUUUAAUACACAAGACUGUUGCAGGAUUUCAUACCAUCCUAAAUGACAAGUGGAAGUGCACACAAACCAACUGUUAGAGAUCCAGUAUUUCACCCCGGUCCCGCGGUGAGCUGGAUGCCCAUGGCUGAGCCAGCUGCUCUGCCCCAGCGGCUGUGUAUGCAGGAGAUCACGUUGCCAUCAUUUAUCUGUGCUGCUGCCUUUCCUCAGGCUCCAUCCGUGCCAGCCAAGGGUCGGAGCUGCAAGACCUGCCUGCCAUCUGCCUGUCCCCGUGUCCCAGCCUUGUGCCACCCUCAUGUGAGUAAGUUCGGGGCAGAGAGCCUCUCCCGUGGCCCCAGACCUUCACCAAAGCCUCACUGUGUCCAGCUGCUCCCGAGCACCGUGCAGCCAAAGCACUGGCUGGGGCCCCCUCCUCGCUGCGAGCUCCCCUCCUGCUCUGCCAGCACCUGAGCUCAGAAGCAAACAUCGCUGAUUUUCCCCUUGUGACAACAUUGCUUCGGCUGGUAUUAAAAGAGCUCCACCUACGUCAAAGGCAGAGGGCAAAGCUUUGGACACUUCUGUUCUCCCACGGAAUCGGCGGACGCCAGUGACCCCAGCCCCUCUCCCCGCGGCGUUGCCCCCUCCAUGCUUUUGGGGAUGAGUGCAUGCGGCAGGAAGGCUCUGACCCUGCUCAGCAGCGUGUUCGCCGUCUGCGGCCUCGGCCUCCUGGGCAUCUCCGUCAGCACCGACUACUGGCUCUACCUGGAGGAGGGCAUCGUCCAGCCCCAGAACCAGACGGCCGAAAUCAAGCUGUCGCUGCAUGCAGGGCUCUGGAGGGUCUGCUUCCUGGCAGGUGAGGAGCGUGGCCGGUGCUUCACUAUAGAAUACGUCAUGCCCAUGAACAUCCAGCUGACAUCCGAAUCCACAGUCAAUGUCCUGAAGAUGAUCCGCUCUGCCACCCCCUUCCCUCUGGUCAGCCUCUUCUUCAUGUUCAUCGGCUUCAUCCUGAGCAACAUCGGCCACGUCCGCCCACACCGGACCAUCCUCGCCUUCGUGUCGGGGAUAUUCUUCAUCCUGUCGGGUCUGUCCCUGGUGGUGGGACUGGUCCUCUACAUAUCCAGCAUUAAUGACGAGAUGCUCAACAGGACCAAGGACUCAGAAACAUUCUUCAAUUACAAAUAUGGCUGGUCGUUUGCAUUCUCUGCCAUCUCCUUCCUUCUCACAGAGAGCGCCGGGGUGAUGUCCGUGUACCUGUUCAUGAAGCGAUACACCGCCGAGGACAUUUACCGGCCUCACCCUGGCUUCUACCGGCCCCGCCUGAGCAACUGCUCCGACUACUCGGGGCAGUUCUUGCACCCGGAUGCAUGGGCACGGGGUCGCAGCCCAUCGGACAUCUCCAGCGAGGCGUCUCUGCAGAUGAACAGCAGCUACCCAGCUCUGCUCAAGUGCCCUGACUACGACCAGAUGUCCUCGUCCCCGUGCUGAGCAUCGCCUCCCCUGUGCCUCCCCGGGCCCACCAGCCAAUGGUCACUGUCCUGACUCCACUCAUCAUUUUUAGGCCUCUCUUUCAGGGCAAUUCUCUAUUUAUAGGAGUGUAAAUAUAACCAUAGAGAUUGGUUAUAUAACCAACGAUGUAACCUAGGGAAUUGGGAUAUUUUCUUUUCUUUGUUGGUCUCUUUUUUUUUUUUAUUAUUUAUUCUUCCCUACAUAACUGAAAUGUCUCCAAAGCCCUCUUCUUCCAGCACUUCCCACUGAGCAAACAGCAGUUCUGCCUGAGGGACAAAUCCAGGGCUGGACUCCAGAGCAGAAAAAAAUAAGAAUAUAAAGUAGAACUAGGAAAAAAACAAGUGUAUUUUUUUGGUUUAGGUAGGCUGCAAAAGUUUGUGCAUUUGGCUUUCAUUUAAUUGUAGAUUCACUGGCCUCAGCACCAGCAGGCCUAUAAGAUCUGUGUAAAUUUCCAAGACAUAGUCAUCACUAGAAAAAUAAGAAUUUUGUCUUGAUUCGAUGUUUACUGGUCAAUACCUCUCGUUGCUGGAUAUCACUUUUAACCAGGCUGCAAUGGGAAAUAGCCAUCUUUCUCGACUAUACCUCAGCAGGCUCAGAUCCAAGCAGGUUGGGUUUUCUCAGUGGCCAUUUGCAAAGUGUCACUUCCCCAUCCCACUGCAGCCAGGGGUGCCCGUGCUGCUGGGGUGGCUCAGGCACCCACAUCUCCUCCACCAUCCCAUUGAUGAGGUCUGAAGAGUGACUGGGAGGAUUUCAGUGCAGGGUUGAGUGGAAAACUACCUAAAACCUUCCCAUAGGACACGUUAGGCACAGGAAUUUAGGAAAAUCAUAGCCAUCUGAGCGAGGCCCUGCAAGUUAUUUCAGUGAAAGGCAAGACUCCAAACUGGUGUGAAGUGACACAGCUGAAAUUAAUGGCACUAGUCCACAAUAGCAAAGUAGUUAGUCUAUGUCUUACUUUUGCAGGAAAAAAAUGCAAUUUUAGCUGCUUUUUUUGUGUGUAUGUGUGUGCGUAUGGAACUUAUUUUGAGGUUUAAGUUUUAAGCUGUCAUAUGAUGCACUUUGGUCCUAGAAGACUGACCAGCUGCCAGGCUGAGAGCAUCCAUCAGACAGGGCAGGGGACAACAGCGUGGCGCUCCCUCACGUGCUCUGUGCCAGCUGCAAGCUCAUCGCCUCGCAGAAGGAGCUUCCUCCAACCUUGAGUUCUGGUCUUGUUAUUUUGAGCCUUUCUGAACAUUUCCGUUGUGCAAAACAAAACCCUCUGGGGAUUCUUGGUAUAUUUGAGCUGGUUUUGUCUUACUGUAAUUAAAACAAAUAGAAUAUA